This is a messenger RNA of Mus musculus (house mouse), 8592 nucleotides long. RefSeq names its product leucine rich repeat containing 58 (gene Lrrc58). Lineage: Eukaryota; Metazoa; Chordata; Mammalia; Rodentia; Muridae. The record is from RefSeq and is marked validated. Bases 97 to 1197 code for a protein of 366 amino acids. Gene Ontology annotation, cellular component: Cul5-RING ubiquitin ligase complex. The transcript is spliced from 4 exons. Gene Ontology annotation, biological process: regulation of taurine biosynthetic process; proteasome-mediated ubiquitin-dependent protein catabolic process. Gene Ontology annotation, molecular function: ubiquitin-like ligase-substrate adaptor activity.
GGGCCGUACCGGGCCGCGCCGCGCCACUUCCGACGCGGCGCUCGCUUUAGGUUCCGGGGCGCGCCGCCUCGGCUCGCGGGCCCGGGAUCCGGCGGGAUGGAGGAGGCCGCGCUCGGGGAGGCCGAACUCAACUGGUCCCGCCUCAGCGUGUCGGCCGAGGCGUUGGAGUCGGAGCUGGAGGCGCGCGCCGAGGAGCGGCGCGGCGCGCGCGAGGCUCUCCUGCGGCUGCUGCUGCCCUACAACCGCCUGACGUCGCUGCCGCGGGCGUUGGGCGGCGGCUUCCCGCACCUCCAGCUCCUGGACGUGAGCGGCAACUCGCUCACGGCGCUGGGGCCCGAGCUGCUGACGCUGAGCGGCCUGCGCACGCUGCUGGCCAGGAACAACCGGCUCGGCGGCCCGGGCUCGCUGCCCAAGGGCCUGGCCCAGUCGCCGCUCUGCCGCAGCCUCCAAGUGCUCAACCUCAGCGGCAACUGCUUCCAGGAGCUGCCCGCCUCGCUGCUGGAGCUGCGCGCCCUUCAGACCCUCAGCCUGGGCGGCAACCAGCUGCAGAGCAUCCCCGCCGAGAUCGAGAACUUGCGGAGUUUAGAAUGUUUAUACCUUGGAGGAAACUUCAUUAAAGAAAUCCCACCAGAAUUAGCAAAUCUGCCUUCUCUGAAUUACUUGGUGUUGUGUGACAACAAGAUCCAAAGUGUGCCUCCCCAGCUCUCACAGUUGCAUUCGCUUCGAUCCCUCAGUCUGCACAAUAACUUGCUGACUUACCUGCCUCGAGAGAUCCUUAAUCUUAUUCACCUGGAAGAGCUGAGUUUACGAGGAAACCCGUUGGUUGUUCGUUUUGUUAGAGAUUUAACGUAUGACCCUCCGACUCUUCUGGAAUUAGCUGCAAGGACCAUUAAGAUCCGAAGUAUUUCUUACACUCCCUAUGACCUUCCUGGGAAUCUUCUUAGAUACUUGGGUUCAGCCAGCAACUGUCCAAACCCAAAGUGUGGUGGAGUCUAUUUUGACUGUUGUGUCAGACAAAUUAAGUUUGUGGACUUCUGUGGGAAGUACCGUCUCCCCCUCAUGCACUAUCUGUGCUCUCCAGAGUGCUCCUCCCCCUGCAGCUCUGCCUCCCAUAGCUCCACCUCCCAGAGUGAAUCUGACUCAGAAGAUGAAGCCAGUGUUGCUGCACACAGAAUGCAGAAAGUCCUUCUUGGUUGAGCAGCAAUGGGUAUUGAAAAAUAUUAAAACACUGAACAGAAAUGACUAAAAGGAAAUGGGUCUUGAAGUUGAUUGGAGACCUGAGCGUUUUCAUCUUGAGUGUCCAUGUAAGACCUGCCAUGAUGUGAAAGAAAGGUUUUGCAUUCUGUCUACACAUUCGGCAGGAAUGAGUCCAGUUCCCUGUUUAGAUUCUUUGAGUGUAAUUUAUUGUGAAUGGCAGUUCAAAAUUCAGUUGAUCGGUCUUAAUUUUCAUGUAAGUCUUUGAAGAAACACUAACAGGAUGGUUCAUUCUGAAGAACAGGCUUGCCUGUAAUCAGCCGGAAGUGGGAUCGCCUGGGACAGCUGAGUUGCAUAAAGACAUCAUCACAGUUCUGGUACAAGGGUUGUCCUGGUUUAUGCUGAACACUAGACAUAAAAUGAGCCUUCUCCUUGUGUUCUUCUCCUGGACUAUUGAAAGCCUUUCUGACCAACUAACAGGACAGUCAGGACUAUAACUUUUAAAUGGAGUAUUAAACCAGCUCUUGUUUUGUGUGUUUGUUACUAACUUUAUAUAAUCUAGCAGUGAUAUGUUAUAGUGCCUUAAUCCUAGUAAGAUUAUGGAAGCUUAUUAUAGAAAUUAUUUCAGAGCAACCUACAACCUGACACUGUGUAAAACACUUGGAAAUAUACUUUAACCAAUUAGUUGAACAAUUGUUUAGAUAACACCUGGGUUCUGAGGGCCUGGAACUCUGUAGAAUGGGCUGCUCUGGAACUCAGAGAUCCACCAGGUGGGAGAUCUUCCAGGUGGCAAUUCCAGGGGUCCUCCACCUCCCUAGUUGCUGAGAUUACAGGUGUACACUACCAUCUGCUUCCUGCUUCCAUGUCCAUCUUAACUUCAUUUUUGUUUAUUACAAUGAUCUCUUCUAAGUAAACAGCUUUUACACUUAAUGAGAAUGAGAGGCUAAAGUCUUCAUCUGUCUAUUCACCAAAAGACAGAAUAAUAAUUUGGGACCAAAAAAAUCUAGAUGACGGAGUCAGCGUCUACCCGAGAGCACAGCCUUCUUGCAGCUCCUCCGUUGCCGGUCCACACCCCCAGUUCGCCAUGGAUGACGAUGCCGCUGCGCUCGUUGUCGACAACGGCUCCGGCUUCGCAGGCGACAAUGCUCCCCUCCCCGGGCCGUCUUCCCCUCCAUCGUGGGCUGCCCUAGGCACCAGGGUGUGAUGGUGGGUAUGGGUCAGAAGGACUCCUGCAUGGGCGACGAGGCCCAGAGCAAGAGAGGCAUCCUGACCCUGAAGUACCCCAUUGACCAUGGCAUUGUCACCAACUGGAACGACAUGGAGAAGAUCUGGCACCACACCUUCUACAGUGAGCUGCGUGUGGCCCUGUGCUGCUCACCAAGGCCCCCCUAAGGCCAACAGUGAAAAGAUGACCCAGAUCAUGUUUGAGACCAAUACCCCAGCCAUGUCUGUAGCCAUCCAGGCUGUGCUGUCCCUGUAUGCCUCUGGUCGUACCACUGGCAUUGUGAUGGACUCCGGAGAUGGGGUCACCCACACUGUGCCCAUCUACGAGGGCUAUGCUCUCUCCCUCACGCCAUCCUGCGUCUGGACCUGGCUGGCCGGGACCUGACAGACUACCUCAUGAAGAUCCUGACUGAGCAUGGCUACAGCUUCACCACCACAGCUGAGAGGGAAAUCGUGCGUGACAUCAAAGAGAAGCUGUGCUAUGUUGCCCUAGACUUCGAGCAGGAGAUGGCCACGGCCGCAUCCUCUUCUUCCCUGGAGAAGAGCUAUGAGCUGCCUGACGGCCAGGUCAUCACUAUUGGCAAUGAGCGGUUCCGAUACCCUGAGGCUCUUUUCCAGCCUUCCUUCUUGGGUAUGGAAUCCUGUGGCAUCCACGAAACUACAUUCAAUUCCAUCAUGAAGUGUGACGUUGACACCAAGAUCUCUAUGCCAACACAGUGCUGUCUGGUGAUACCACCAUGUACCCAGGCAUUGCUGACAGGAUGCAGAAGGAGAUUACUGCUCUGGCUCCUAGCACCAUGAAGAUCAAGAUCAUUGCUCCUCCUGAGCGCAAGUACUCUGUGUGGAUCGAUGGCUCCAUCCUGGCCUCACUGUCCACCUUCCAGCAGAUCGGCUCAGCAAGCAGGAGUAGGAUGAGUCUGGCCCCUCCAUCGUGCACCGCAAAUGCUUCUAGGCGGACUGUUUUACACCCUUUCUUUGACAAAACCUAACUUGUGCAGAAAAAAAAAGAGAGACAACAUUGGCAUGGCUUUGUUUUUGUUUUUUAAUUUUUUUUAAAAGGUUUUUUGUUUUGUUUUGGCGCUUUUGACUCAGGAUUUAAAAACUGGAACGGUGAAGGCGAAGGCAGUCGGUUGAAGCAAACAUCCCCCAAAGUUCUACAAUGUGGCUGAGGACUUUGAUUGUACAUUGUUUUUUUGAUUUUGUCUUUUUUUAAUAGUCAUCCCAAGUAUCCAUGAAAUAAGUGGUUACAGGAAGUCCCUCACCCUCCCAAAAGCCACCCCCACUCCUAAGAAGAGGAUGGCCGAGUCCACGCCCUGAGUCCACCCCGGGGAAGGUGACAGCAUUGCUUCUGUGUAAAUUAUGUACUGCAAAAAUUUUUUAAAUCUUCUGCCUUAAUACUUCAUUUUUGUUUUUAAUUUCUGAAUGGUCAGCUAGUGUGGCCCCCCUUUUUUGUCCCCCCAACUUGAUGUAUGAAGGCUUUGGUCUCUCUGGGAGUGAGUUGAGGUGUUGAGGCAGCCAGGGCUGGCCUGUACACUGACUUGAGACCAUUUUAAUAAAAGUGCACACCUUACCAAAAAAAAAAAUCUAGAUGACAAGUAGUCUAAGAAUACCUGCUUUACAAUAUUGGAAUAAAUGAGUGAAAGUUGGACAUAGUUGUGCACACCUUCAGACCAGCACUUGGGAGGUGGAGGCAGAAGAACAGGACUUCAAAGUUACUAGGCUUCAUAGUAAAUUUGAGGCCAACCUGGGCUACAAACAUGAAAACUUGUCUCGAUAUGGAUGGGGGGUGGAUUUUAACCAUCAAGUGUGUCUCCUUUGUUCCUCUUUGUUACUAAACCAUGACUUCCAACUACAUAAACAUGAGCAUGAAGCAGAGCCCGUUAUGUUCAUCCACAGUAGAGUAGUUCACAGAGCUAGCAUAAUCAUUGAACACUGAAAAAAGUAUUAAGAAAACAUUGUAUCCUUAAGGUGUGAAGAAAAAUAGUAACACAAAUUAUUGUCAUUGGAAAUUAAUACAUUUUACUAACUAGUUGAUUGGGCAAUUAAAAAAUACUAAAAGUAUAAGCUAACAUUAAAAAAUAUGUAACUCUCACUGCUGAUCAUUAACCAACCUGUAAUGACAGGAAGCCUAGUUGGUAAGUGCCAAAAGUAGUUUCACAUUGUAUUAGGGCAUCAGGUGGUCUCUUCAAGUGUGUUUUAUUAGAAGCCAACUGUAUGCUCAGAGUAGUUGUGUGUAGGUUUCUUGUAUAUAUUAUUUUAGUAGAAUAUAUUAGUAGGUUCUAGGGUAAUUCAGGGUUUGUAUGUGUGUGUAUCACGCCAUGAAACACAAGAGUUUCGUGGCUGCAGUUGUGAAACGCUGCUAUAGUGAGUCCCCUUACCUUUCCCUCGGAAUAGUGUAGUAAGAUUAUUUUUUUUUUUCUUUUUGAUUUAGGAAUUUUCUUCCUGUGUUUAUAGAAGUGAUGUUUCUACUGCUAAUGUAAUUGUAUGAUAGAACAUAUAAAGUCUUUGUUUAUUUCGCCAAGUAAGCAUCUGUAAGCUGCAGAUUGCAAGGUUGGGAAAAGCAAAGAUGACUUGUAAAUGCUUUGUAAUUAGAUCAUUUAGUUAAGCAACACUGAACAUUUUCUUGGAAAAUGCUCAAAUUGAUGGGACCACAUUCUUCUGGAUUAAAUACUUGUACUUUCUUGACUGAUAGUCAUCUUGACUUAAGUAGUUUGAGUAGCCUUUUAGGAAUUACUUGUAAAUAGCCUUGUAAAUAGAGCAUUUAACCAUAUGUACCCUUCCUAGCCUCCCAGAAAGCAAGUGUAUCGUUUCUUCUUUUAUAGUUGUAAAUAAUCCAGCCAGAGGUAGUUUCUAGCCUGUGCCAUAUAGAUGUUUCCUACGGUGUUCUCUCAACAAAGUGUUUAUUGUGGUUCUUUAUGUGUAUAGCUAAAGUCUAUGUGCAGUGUGCUGGGUCAGCGUGGUGGGGAUGCUGGGGAUAGGUACAGAGCCUGGUGCGUGUUAGGCAAGCUACAGUUCAUGCCUGGCACAGGUCGCUUGUAAUGAAAUCUGCAGUUAGCUUUUAUAUUUUUUAGAACUCAUCUUAGACCCUAUCUUUUACGGAAGUUGCUAGUGAUUUCUUAAUUUUUUUCUUUCUUUUUCAUAUUUUUUUAAACUAAUGAUUAGAUGUCAGCUUAGUGUAAUAGGAAUUGGCCAUCUGGAAGCUGAUCAUCUUCUGAAGUCAGCAGAUGAUCAUUUAAGACUGUUAAAUGCUAUUUGGCCUCAUUAGUUAUGAGUUGCAUGUGUAUCUAAUGAAUGCUUAGAGUUUCAGAAUCCGCAAUUUUUAUUAUACAGUUAUUUUCUUUUCCUUUUUUUUUCUUUCUUUUUUUUUUUUUUUUUUUGGUUUUUCGAAACAGGGUUUCUCUGUGUAGUCCUGGCUGUCCUGGAACUCACUCUGUAGACCAGGCUGGCCUCGAACUCAGAGAUCCACCUGCCUCUGCCUCCCAAGUGCUGGGAUUAAAGGCGUGCGCCACCACCGCCCAGCCAUUAUUUUAUUCUCUGAGACAGGGCCUGGCUGUGUAGCCCAGGCUAGCCUUGAACUUCUUAUGGUAACUCUUGUCUCAGCUUCCCAGCUGCUGGGAAUACCACAUACCCUGCUUUAAAUGUUUUACUUUAAAAUGUGCCAAAGGUGCCUCUUGGUCUAAAAAUCUUGAUAUUAAAUGUUAUUGCCAAUAUUAAAAAUAAGCGUUCAUUAUAAAUUGUACUUGAAAUAUAUGACAUUUUGGGGUGAUGUAAAUAAAAGUAGAGCUCAACCCUUAGUAGUGCAGCACGUCCCUGAGACCAGUUCUAAGAGACGCUGAAAUAUUGGGUUUAAAUGAAGAAUCAAGAAGAGGCUGUUGGCUGGAAUGUUAGAUGAAACAAAUCUUUUAAAAUCAACAUGGGGUAGGGAAAGAGAAAUCAUAGGUACCCAGGCAAAUCCCUGAGCCAGUAAGGCCCUGUAGAGUAAUAAUGAAUUGUUACCUUAAAAUCUUAUCACUAACUUUAUUAGUAUUAUUAAUUAUUACGUUGGUUCCUACUGCUGGGAAGCUGUUCACAUCGCUCCUUAUACAGGAGCCAGCAAGCUGUAGGCUUUCUUCAGCCUUGCUCUUCCCAGCUCUGGAGAGUCCCUCCCUGACCUGGUGGUUAUAAUACAGCAGGCGGCCUUGGUUAAUGUUUACCUUUUCAUUGUGUUUUUGAAAACUACAAAUCAAGUAUUUAGUAGUAGCUAUUUACAAAUGUGUUUGCAUUCGAGUGCUUGUAGAUACAACUUUACAUGUAAACAUGUGUAACAUUAUUUAGCUACAUUGAGUUUGUAAGUGCCUUUACCUAAAUGAUUUGCCUUUCAUCAAAAAGUAGACAUUCUAUUAUAAGUAUUGCUCUUUGUUUAGUGCAAAAUACGGAGUUCUUAAGUUAGACUGGGCAUGUAACACAGUGAAGGUGCUGUGUAGGCUUUUAGGCGGCAUGACCUUUAGCGCAUAGUUCUAUGCCAGUGCUUAAAUAGAAGUGUUUAUUUAUCCUUCACUAGUUAUACAUUAGGCAUAUAAUGUUAUGUGACAUUAACUCAGUAAUGUGUGGUUUUAUAUUUCUGACAUAGUGUGAUCUUUUUAAUAGUACCGUAGGUAUCGUGUCCUUUGUGAUCUUCCAUUUAGCCCUUAGUGUGGGAAAGAAAGUAUAUGGUAAAUUGUUGGCAAUAGCUAUAUGAUGCGUAUUUGACUUGAGGGAGAAAGACUGCUCCUGAGAGGUUCCUCUGCCCACAACAGAUGUAGGAAAUCUUCAUCAUGCUGUGCCAGGAAGAUCAGAGCCCUCCAGAAUCAAGGAUGGAGCCCUACCACUACCACCCCACCCCCCAGUCAAACGGUGUAUCUUUUACCUAGAAUUUUAUUUAAAAUGUAUUUGCUACCACAAAGGAUAAGAGAAGUUCCAUCCUCUUAUGAAAACAUUGUUACUGAGGUCUAGCGAGUUUCAGCAACAGUUUUCCUAUAGGUUGAAAAGGGGGUCGUUUAAUAGGAAUAAAAACCUCCAUUCUUUUUAUAUUUUUUGUGAUCUGUAUUUACAAAGGAUUGAAGUAAGCAUUCCACUAACUCACAGAGUUGAACAUUUAGAAGGCAGUUUUAUGGUUGCUGUCAGGCUUUUACUUUAGUCAGUCUCAAUGAGUGACAUAAUAUGCAGUCUCAUGUAUGUAUUGAAUUUAGUGGCUUAAUGAAGGCUAUUUACAUGCAGAAAGCUAUCUGCAUUCAUCAUAAUAUACUUGAUUCUUUCAGCCAUAAAUAAAUUGAAUAUAACUGUAUUAUUUAAAACUCUAGCUGGAGGAGUCUUAGAUGAGUUGGCAUUGCUGUUUGCUGGCAUUGGAGCAGUAGCUAAGUUGGUUGGUUUUGUGUACGAGGAUGGUUAAGAGAGUCACUGAGCACAGUUUACAUGGUCAGCACUGCUGUUGUGAGAAACAGUGUUAACUCACUUGUCACUUUCUGUCAUGUCUAGACUUGUGUUGAGAUGUGUCACAUUCUCAGCCUACUUUGUGUGAUAAGCAAAAACAUAAUGGGAAAAGCUUUUUAAAUAACAGGUCUUAGCUUUUUAAAAUUGGGGGUUUCAAAAACAACAAGAGAUGCUGAAAAGAUGUUACCUUUUACUUUGGUCAGAUCAUUACGUAUGCUCUGACAUCUUAAUUUUCUAUACUUAAAGUCUGUAUUAGAAAUAUCUGUAUAAGUAUAUACAUAAUUAAAAUGUAGCUCAGAAAUAUGAUUCAACAGUGGAGUUUUUUUUUUCUGGAAAAAAUAUAGUCCUAUUGUAUCAGAUUUAUUUUACUUUAUUAUGGCUAAUAUUCUAAAAAGAAUGUUUAAGCUAUUUUAAAUUCUUGUGCCUCUUCCCCCAAAGGAUAUUUAAAAAUAUGAUCUUAUAUUAACUUUAUAUUCUUUCUUCAUAAAUUUUGCCUUAAACAUUGUGCCUUGUUUUAUUAGAAUCUAAUUCUGGCUUUUGUAACAACAUUUUAUUUUAAACAGACAUUUACUUUUAAAAAAUCCUUAUAAUGCUUGUAUUUGCUAUAUCACUGCUUAUCUGUUUAUUGAAUUUAUUGAAUACACAACUCCAAACACUAAGCGUGUUUUAGCAUUUAUUGUAUGUACUAGAUAAAAGAGAAAAUAAAGAUACAGUGUGUUCUUCUGA